GAAAGCGCCGCAGUAGAGAGUGGGCGAGCUAUUCCAUAAAGCGGCGCGAGUUCGCGGUGUGUUUUGGCCGAGAGAGUGGAGCUGAACUCCGGACACAAAUACACGAGGAAGGCAGAGGCGUGUGGCUCCUUUCUAGCGCGGUGUCGUUCCUUAUCAUAUCUCAGUAUAACUCGCACCUACAGUAAUAGUUUCUCGCAUACCUCGCACUGUGAUUCAAGCCGUUUUGAAGAAUAACACACAUUCACUCUCGUGUUGUUACCAUCUCGACAACAAACGCCAGUCUCUUAAACCUCACCAAACAUUCCCUUAAAGUUGACUGUCACGCCUGAUAUCGAGGAGCUGGUUGUAAUUUGAGGGCGUCGGGCGUUUCGACGUGGUUUAAAAGUUUCCUGCGCGGAUUUGUUUUUCUAAGUUUCGUGCGUUGAAGUGAGACGUUUGGGCCCGCAGUCUCCCGUGUGUGGAGAGCAGAUACAGUUCACUGGUGGUCUGGAGAGCUCUGCGUACGGAGCUAGAACCUGGACAGCUCAUGACUUCAGACCAGGAAGGAAAAACUAUCGUGGAGCCACAGGUGCAGCAGUCACAGGACGUAAAGGAGAAAGAGAUUGAUCUUUUGGAAUCUUCAAAGAUCUCCGACCUCAAUCCCAAUGCAAAGGCAUGGGCCAAUUACAUACCUAAACUGGAGGCCUCUGCUCCAACCUGCACAGAUUUUCAACAGUCAUGGAUAGAAGCCGAUGAUGACCCAUCAAGCACCAUCUCAGGAGGUUAUAACAACAGUGAAAACAAAGGGAACUGGAAUGAGGAACAGCAGGUAUCUACCACUGUAGAACUGCCAUUUGCAGCACAGCCAGAAUCAGUGUGUAUUGGAAGCUCAGCCAGCGAAAAAGGCAUUGUGUCAGACCAGAACACCAGUAUGAAAGGAUUGGAUGACGACUCCAGCCAAAUUGAAGACCUUCGAGAACAGCUGAAGGCGACACUGGAGUUCUGCCUCUCUAGGGAGAAUCUCGCCAGUGACAUGUAUCUCAUUUCGCAAAUGGACAGUGAUCAAUACGUGCCAAUAGUGACUUUGGCGAACCUCAAUCAAAUCAAGAAACUCACCACGGAUGUGGACCUCAUUGCAGACAUACUAAAAACACUGCCUCUUGUCCAAGUGGACAAAUGUGGAGAGAAAGUGCGGCCCAAUCAGAACCGCUGUAUUGUGAUUCUCAGAGAGGUUCCUGAGGCAACUCCUCUGGAGGAAGUUGAAGCACUCUUUAAGAGUGAUAACUUGCCCAAAUUCAUCAAUUGUGAGUUUGCAUACAACGACAACUGGUUCAUCACGUUUGAAUCGGAGGCUGAUGCUCAGAUGGCAUAUCAGUAUCUCAGAGAAGAGGUGAAAACUUUUCAAGGAAAGACAAUUAAGGCUAGAAUAAAGGCCAAGGCCAUUGCUGUCAAUACCUUUGUGCCAAAGAAUGGGUAUCGGCCAGUGGACGUGUCCUCAAACAUCCAACAGCGCUACACCCCUUACUACAUCCCACCUGUGUACGGAGCACAGCAACAGUUCCCACUGUACCGUCUAGUUACCCCUCAGGGCUGGUCAGCUACCCAGAGCUACCUGGACCCCACACUGGUUACUCCAUUUCCCAGCCCUGCUUUCAUUAAUGGUUUCGCUGGUUCUCCAACAUUUAAAUCGGCCAAUUCUCCUUUAACUGUCAGACAGUAUGCACCUCGAAACAGGAGCCACAACAAAACACACAUUCAUCUCAUGGCAGAACGUGGAACCACUCUGCUGGAGAACCCUGCUGCUUUCUCUACCUUCCAUUCAGAUAGAGUCCCCAAUGGGACACGCCCUCCACAAGCUCAUCACUUGGGUAACCGACCUCGAUUACCAAGCGGUCUGGCCUGUCCUCGCCGGGACCAGGUGGGAAGUGGACGAAUGGAGAUGAACGGAGCAGAUUACUCUUUGAACACGGGGCGUGGAAGGAGAGGUGGCUAUGGGUACAGAAAAAGGAGGGAUGACAACAAGUUUCCAAGAGCCUGCACACAGUCGCCCCCUCCUGCUCAGGAGCGCACUCCAUCUCCCAGCUUUGAGCUGGGCCUCUCAAGCUUCCCUCCUCUGCCUGGAGCCGCAGGAAAUCUAAAGCCUGAAGUAAAAACUGAAAUCAGUCUUGACAACCGACUGUCUGACAUUGUCACUGGAGCGGUUAAAGACAAGCCUCUAAAUAAGGAUGUGGUCACCACCCGUGUGAUCUCAGGGACCCCCAAAGAAUCCAUGCAGGCUGUUCCUGCCCCUGCUGCUGCUCAGAUCCCGGUGGACCAGCAAAACUCACACUCUCCAGCCCUUCCAAGCCUGACACCUGUAGAAAACCCUAAAGAGACGCAAACACCUGCAGAGAAAUGCUCAGUUACACGCACUUCUAAAACCGCACCACUGAGCAAUCCAGUUACGGAGCCCCGGAAGCCAAGCUACGCAGAGAUCUGUCAAAGGAUACGAGAGGCACCGACACAGCAGCCAUCAGCAGAUCCCCGACCUCCAAGCUCCACCGCUGAAGACAUCAAGACUCCUGACUCCACAGAACGCAGAUGCAGAGAGUCUGCACCUGCCAAUUCUGCGGUGACAUGUCCCAGAGAGACUAUAAAAUCUCAUGAGAAUGCUGGAGAUCGAGCGAUCGGAAGCACGACAGCUUCCUUCCACCAAUCCUGAGAGCUCGGCUCUGCUUCCAAGACUAAACGGAAUGAAAACUCUUUGCCAGGGCUGCUCAAAAGUCCCUCUUAUCUCACAGUCUUUCUAUGAGUGCACACAUUGACAAGUUGACACUGGAAUCAGGGCCUACAAAAAAAAGCACUUGUGCGUUUAAGGUUCUCUGAGUAUUUUCGUUGUCCUUUUUGUCAUUUUGUUUUCCUUUACAAGAUCUUUGUUUUUCAAGGAAAAUGGGAGUGAACCAGCACCAGUUGGAGAUUAAGUAUAUUUAAAAAUGUUUUGUCAGAGCUCACACUUUUUCGUUCAAACUGUUGUUUAAACUUAAAUGAGUGCUGUUGGGAGGAAAUACUGUUUUUGUUGUUGUUUUUUUUGGGAAAGUGCUGAUCCUGAAAUGCUUACCUUUUUGUUCUUUUUUUUUUAAAAAUUGAUAUGUAUAUAAUUUUGCUAACCUUUAGUGUCUUGAUACCGACUUCGCUGGGCACGAUUCUGUACAUGUGUCUCUACAGAUCGCUCAACGGACCCAGCGAUUACAACUGCAUGAGUGAGAGUUUUGUUCCGUUUUUAUGUUUGAUGUUUCGGCACUGGAGUGAAGUUUUGAGCUCUGAAUUAUUAUUUUUUUUUAAUAUGCUAAUCCUCUAUCAGUUGUACUGAUGUGAUUAUUGUAACAGGUGUAUGUAUACCUGUUCUUGCGUGCAUGCUUUUUAUGUUUUGAUUUUCUCUUUUUUUUUCUUUUUUUUAAAUAUUUUAAUGGCACACAUUAGUUUGCUGUAUAAUUUUUCUCAUUAUGUUUCCUACUUGCCAUUCGUUUGGGAAGAAUCCGAUCUGAUGCCUCAUCAUUAAAGGGAUAGGUCACCCAAAAAUGAAAAUUCUGACAUUUGUUUACCCUCAUGUUGUUCCAAACCCAUAUGACUGAAACAAAUGGAGAUUUUAGGUGGAAUGUUCAGUCUCAGUCACUAUUCACUUUAUGGAAAAGAUGCAAUUUGAAUGGUGACUGAGGCAUUCUUGUAACAUGCUUCCUAACAUCAUGUUUUGUGUUCCACGGAAGGAAGUUUUCCGGUAUUGGUACAACAUGAGGGUAAUUCAUAGAAUUUUCAUUUUUGGGUGAAUCAUCUCGUUAAAUUCUGGAAGAUCUUCACACUGCAAAGUCCUCUGGUUGUGAUGGGAAGUGUGUUCAUGUGCCUAGUCUGCUGUGAUCUAAAUGAUAGGUGGCUAUUAUUUGCUUCUUAGCUUUGGUUGGUUGUUUGUUAUCCUGGUGUGGUGCUGUUUCGUCACAUGAUUAAUUUGGUGCUUUUAUCUAUAUUAAUGAAGGGAAAGACAUCGACAUUCACCAACGUCUAUCCUAUGAUCUUCACUGAUUCGCUUUCAUAUCACCACAGUUACAAGAGUGGGAUUGUGUACAUAAGUGACGUAUACAUAAAGAACGAAAAGAUCUGAGCCUUCAGCACACAUGGACCAGCGCUGUAUUUGUGGGGUUUCUCCUUUAUGCAGACUUUAUAUUUUGUGUACAUCUCACACACUUGACAUGCCCCUCGUUCAUGCAUAUUCUGUUCAUUAAUCAUUAGUUCAAUAUCCUGUUAUAGUUUGAAAUCGUAUUGGGAAGAGCGAGACAAACCGUUUCUUGUUUUGAUGUCUUCCUGCAUUGUAGAGAAUGUGCAGAAUGCUUUGAGAAGAUUGUCCUGCUGUUUGUCCGUUGUUUAUAUUCUCUUGUAUCUUCCCUGUGAGUAAUUUGUUCCUAGGUUAAUCGAAAAGAAAAAAAAAGUUCAUUUUUUGACUCUGAAUGCAACUGAUUGUUUUUCCUUCAAUAAAUGAUGCAUACCAUGUUUCAAAGUAAUUAAGGUUUCAUUACAUAACCUUUGAAGAUGUUCAGAAAAACAAAGAACCAUCACAUAAAUUAACAGUGUUUGAAGACUUGAAUUUUAAUUAAACUUGAAAAAAUGUCUCUGCCUUAACUUUUAAAAUAACAGUUUGGAGUUUUUGUUUUAUUUUUCUUUCAAUUCCCAAAGUGUGGAAAGAAGGAUGAUGUGGUAGAGGCGUCACAAAGCCUUCGUCACUACAUUUGUGUAGCAUAAUACUUUGGGAUUGAGAUGAGUUUUUUGUUCUCUGUGUAAAUGCUUGUAGUCUAAACUGUUGUACAUGUAUACACUUGUAUGUGUGUGCUUUCUCUGUACAGAUGUAAAUAAUUGGAAAAUGUUAAAAAGGUACCCUAAAAUUGGUUGAGAAAAAUGUAUGGAAAAAAAUAAUAAAUGUUAAUGAGAAAUCAUAUGUCUAUUAAGUAGGUGUUUUUUUUUUUUUUUUUUAUUGUUUUACUUUGUCAUGUUUUUAGCUCACACUUUGGCAUAAAUCCUGUGGUCACAAGUAUAACCACAAGGUGGCAUAAUGCAAGCAUCAGUUCUCCAUAGUGAUCAACUUUGAUUAGCAGAUAAAAGUCAACCGACCAUAACACCAUAUGCAUAAAAGGGCUCUCCAGAUUUUUCUUGUCAUAGUUUUUGAUGUAUAUUUUUAGUAUACCUCAGUAACAUCUAGGAAUAGGUGAAGUUGCAUUAUAAUUAUCAGCAAGGCCAUUCUUUAUAUAAAGUGGGGUCCAAAAGUCGGAGACCACUACUUCAAAUGCCUCUAAUCUUUUUUUUUUUUUUUUUUUUUUUUUUUAAAUCACAUGUUAUCAGCACUGUUUCAGUGAAAAUGUAUUUGAUUUUU
Messenger RNA from Myxocyprinus asiaticus (Chinese sucker), 5371 nucleotides. Its product is annotated as la-related protein 4B-like. Bases 527 to 2680 code for a protein of 717 amino acids. Gene Ontology annotation, molecular function: mRNA 3'-UTR binding. The record is from RefSeq and is a predicted model, not a curated record. Gene Ontology annotation, cellular component: cytoplasmic stress granule; cytosol. Lineage: Eukaryota; Metazoa; Chordata; Actinopteri; Cypriniformes; Catostomidae. The transcript is spliced from 17 exons. Gene Ontology annotation, biological process: positive regulation of translation.